Triticum turgidum subsp. durum (durum wheat) is the source of this 894-nucleotide messenger RNA. The record is from the annotation of a GenBank genome assembly. Lineage: Eukaryota; Viridiplantae; Streptophyta; Magnoliopsida; Poales; Poaceae.
AUGGCAGGUGAUGUUGGUGCUUUGGGAUGGUGGGAUUUAUUUAUAAAUUAUGGGAUCGCAGAGUGUUUUGCUUUUCUUGUUUGUACAAGAUGGUUUAAUCCCAUGAUUCAUAGGCCUCCUACUCAUGGGGAGGCUAGCUCAUCAUCAUCAGCUAUUAGAUAUCGUGAUUGGGAGAGUGGUCUUGUCCUCCCAUCACUGGAAGACCAUGAACAAGAGAGGAUUUGUGGCCUUCCAGACAUAGGAGGUCAUCUCAUGAAAAUACCGCUGGUGGUUUUCCAAGUUUUGCUUUGUAUGCGGUUGGAGGGUACACCACCUAGCGCUCGCUACAUUCCAAUAUUUGCUCUUUUCUCCCCACUAUUUAUUCUACAAGGAGCUGGUGUCCUUUUCUCGAUAGGAAGAUUGGUGGAGAAAGUUGUUCUGCUAUUGCGCAAUGGACCAGUUAGUCCGAAUUACCUUACAGUAUCAUCAAAAGUCCGUGAUUAUUUCGCUUUUCUUCAUCACGGGUCAAGGCUUCUUGGUUGGUGGUCUAUUGAUGAAGGGAGCAAAGAAGAGCAAGCUCGGCUGUUUUAUACUGAAUCUAACGGGUACAAUACAUUCUCUGGUUACCCACCUGAGGUAGUAAAGAAAAUGCCCAAGAAGGAUUUAGCAGAAGAGGUUUGGAGACUCCAGGCAGCGUUGGGGGAGCAAUCUGAAAUCACCAAGUCUACCCAGCAGGAAUAUGAAAGGCUUCAAAAUGAGAAGGUACUUUGUAGGAUUUGCUACGAGGGAGAAAUAUGCAUGGUCAUACUUCCCUGCCGGCACAGAACGUUAUGCAAGUCAUGUGCUGAGAAGUGCAAAAGAUGUCCAAUCUGCCGUAACCCCAUCGAGGAGCGCAUGGCUGUAUAUGAUGUUUAA